Messenger RNA from Momordica charantia (bitter melon), 688 nucleotides. NCBI's taxonomy places the organism in Eukaryota, Viridiplantae, Streptophyta, Magnoliopsida, Cucurbitales, Cucurbitaceae. The record is from RefSeq and is a predicted model, not a curated record.
CAAUGUCGAUAAGAUUCGACCCUUCCAUUCCGACGAAUGGGAGCGAUUGAUUUAUAAACAACAACUGGCGGUCCAGACGAUGUAAAUUUGAUGAAAUUGAUCGGCCAAAAGUUUAAUCCGACUUCAUCGAAUCAUUAUUCCGAUCGUCGACAUCGACUACGGCCGGAGAAUGUGCACGUGCGGGUCCACGCCCCGUUGGCCAUGAGACGAGUCCCUGCGAAGAUAAUUCCCAAUCUCCAAUCAUCCAGCGUUUAUCCGAAAUCGAUCAUGGCUAGCGAGGGAACCAGAGAAAACCUAUCAGUUGAAUCGCAGAAGAAAGGCGUGGACGUGGAGGAGAAGGAAGAUAAAGAGAAAGAGAAAGAGAAAACCCUAAAAUUGCCUCCGCCGCCGGAGAAGCCGUUGCCGGGGGAUUGUUGUGGGAGUGGAUGCGUUCGAUGCGUGUGGGACGUGUAUUACGAAGAGCUUGAAGCUUACAACAAGCUUUGCGACAAAGGUUCGGCGCCCACUCCCAGUUCUUGAGAUUCAAUUGCCUUGCUCUUUUGAGCCCUAAUUUUAUAAAUCUGUAUUUGGAUCUCUUUCUUGUAACUUCUUUGUAUCCAAAUCCGAUCUGUAUCUGAAUCUGUUUCUAUGAUAGCCGAAGGGCAUUUUUCUUUUGUUUCUGAAUCUGUUGAUGAUUUAAACCUUGGAA